Homarus americanus (American lobster) is the source of this 2728-nucleotide messenger RNA. RefSeq names its product homeobox protein engrailed-1a-like. The coding region runs from base 166 to 1104 and encodes 312 amino acids. The record is from RefSeq and is a predicted model, not a curated record. Gene Ontology annotation, biological process: multicellular organism development; neuron differentiation; regulation of transcription by RNA polymerase II. Lineage: Eukaryota; Metazoa; Arthropoda; Malacostraca; Decapoda; Nephropidae. Gene Ontology annotation, cellular component: nucleus. Gene Ontology annotation, molecular function: DNA-binding transcription factor activity, RNA polymerase II-specific; RNA polymerase II cis-regulatory region sequence-specific DNA binding. The transcript has 3 exons.
GAGGCGGUAGUAAGAUGUCCGAGUGACAGCAGGCUGUCAGAACAGCGAGUAAGGACGUGUUGUGUGUUUGACACGUGAGUCUCCUGACGCAGGACGCUAUACCUGUGAAGGUGCUUCAGGAGGGAGGUCGCCGGACAGUGUAGUAGUGGUGGUGUGCAGUGCGUGAUGGCUCUAGAGCUGGAGCGUCAGCAACAAGUCGCCGCCAUAGCCACCUCCUCUAGCCCGCUCGUGUCCCAAGCUGCUGCUAUAACCAUGGGCGCCCCUGCCGCCCCCGUCAGCCCUGCGUUACCGCCCACGCCGCCCUCACAUGAUGCUCGCAGCCCGCCCCCGUCUACCCAUGAUGCCCGUAGCCCGCCCCCGCCCUCACCACGGCCCCCGCUAGAAUCCAAAAUGCCCCCCUCACCUCCUCCCAGCGGCCAUAGUCCUCGCGCCCUGCCCUUCAGCAUUGAGAACAUCCUGCGGCCAGACUUCGGUGUCACGCGUCUCCCGCAAGAACGCCCGACGAUCCGAACACCAGAACUGCUCCUACGAACGCCGCCGAAGACUCCAGAGGCGCCCGUAGACCUCAGCCAGAAGACGUUACCGAGGAUCCACAACCAGCAGUACUACCAGAUCUCGUCAUCGCCGUCGUCGUCAUCGUCAUCCAGCGUCGGGGGAGGGAACAAGUACCCCGACAACCCCGAGGCGCUGGCCAACCCGAAGGUGCCACAAGACGACACCAACAACUGGCCGGCCUGGGUCUACUGCACCAGAUACUCCGACAGACCUUCUUCAGAACCAAGAGGUCCUCGAUCCCGGCGCAUCAAGCGACGUGACCGCAACCCCGAGGAGAAGCGACCUCGCACCGCCUUCACCUCAGACCAGCUGGCCAGACUCAAGAAGGAGUUUGAUGAGAACAAGUACCUGACGGAGAAGAGGCGGCAGGACCUGGCUAAGGAACUCGGCCUCAACGAGUCCCAGAUCAAGAUAUGGUUCCAGAACAAGAGAGCUAAGAUCAAGAAGUCGACCGGGCAGAAGACUGGCCUCGCUGCUCACCUCAUGGCUCAAGGACUGUACAACCACUCCACCGUGCCUGUGGACGAGGAUGAUCCCUACCUCUGUUAGAGUGACACUGAAAAGCCUGGAGUCUUUUGUGUUGUAUACAGUGUGGCGGGGUUACCCCUUGACAGCUGCCUGGCCAAGACCGCUCCUGCCUGCACGUGAUACUCAGUCAGGACGGCGGUGGAUGACUUAGUAGUUUGUAAUGAGAAGACGCGGCGGGGAUCUUGUGUUCGUCAGUUCCCGCCGUAGUGUUACUGUCCCCAGGGAGGCUUUCCGGCGGUGUACCCGGAACUUCUGUGUAACAUUUACCCAGGCUAUCAUGAUGCCCUAACACAACACACAAACAUAUACAUCGUCUUUAGACCGCUUCUCCGCCAGCUUCACACUCGCUGUCAAGUCCUGAAUGGUGUAAACACUAUUUUGUCGUCAUAAGACUUGAGGCGGGGGGAGAGGGGUGGCGGCGGACCUAAGACGACUAACGUGACACACACCAUGUUACUGCCACCCUGAUAGGCCCUCAUCAUCAAGCCGUUGACCCUGAACCCUUAUAAACCUAUAGGGAUCAUUACCUGAGCCAUCACUACACAGAUCUAACCCUCGAAACUUUCUCCAAUCCUUCAUUUUUUCAAACGAUCUCUAUUGAAGUAUUUUUCUUCAAUAAUUCUCUUUCAUAAUCGACUGAGUUAUUCCUCACACAAAAGGCUUCUCCUCAGGGGUUUAUUUCUCAACGACAAAACUUUUGGGUAAACACUCAACAGUUCAUCCUACCAAGUUAAAUGUUUAUUCUCAUACCACCAAUCCUUCCCUUCAACGUCUCCUACAGUAACUAAUCCUUUCCGGGUCUAAGCACUCCUACACUCAGUUCACAUUCCUCUUCCUCUGCCAACCGAUCAUUCCAGUAUGAACGCUCCAGACACGAAAGAUCUCCUGCCUGGAUGCGGUCAACACCAUAUACCUGAAGUGGCUCUCAAGACGGGCUGCGGUCAACACCAUAUACCUGAAGUGGCUCUCAAGACGGGCUGCGGUCAACAUCAUUCCAGUUACAAGUGUCCAGGAUUAAAAGGACGUCUCUCUAUGGUCGUGGUCAACAGCAGAGGAUUUCCAUAUUUUCGUGGACGCUAAGCUUCUCCCUUUUCCCCCAACACAGUCUUUUUCUUUUUCCCAGAAGACAUCAGCUUCUCCCUUAUGUCCACCAUAUUCUCCUGUCUUCACCAUUCUCCCCACUAUCUCUCCUUAGUCUUGACCCUCUCCCCACCCCCCCCCAUGUCCACCCUCUCCACACCUCGUCCCCUUUCUGUUACCCCUUCCACCACCCCUUCCACCUUUUUUUAUAAUUUAUUCCACUAUUCCUUUUAACAUUGUUCAACGCGCAAGAGAACGUCAAUUGUUAGUGAAUUGGUCUCUCACUUGUGUUUAUGUCUGCUGAACUUUUUCUGAAGAGUACAAAUUAGAUUUUAAUUUCCCCUACAACACUGAUAUAAACGCCUACUGUAUGAUAUGGUCAUUCUUCUGCGUUGCGUUUAAGUUACCUCGUUUACACCUAUAUUUUGUACAGCAUUGAGGAUUAUAAAAGUCCACAUCAAGUCAAAUGUAUAUAAUGUAUAUUUAUCAGAUGUUUAUAUGUUGUAAAUACCUCUUUAAAUUAUUUAUAUGUCUGUGUUGUCGAAUAAACAAUUUUUUUCUUUAA